GGCCCCGUUGCCUGCCCCGGUUGUUUGUGCAGCCCCCUGGUGUUUGACCUGGCGCUCAGGGUGCGGGUGGCGGGGGGGGAGGGUGCAGGCGGCGGGGAUGAGGAUGGGUGGCAGAUCCUGCACGUGUACGGCAGCCCCAAUACCAACCUCACAGCGCUGUCCAGCGACGGCACCGUCAUGAAGGUGCACACCCUGUUCCCCUCCCCCAAGAGCGAGGAGGGCAUCAAGGGCGGCGUGGUGCUGCUGCGCAUGCGGCGCCCCGCCGACGCCGCCACGCCGCUGGUGCUGGAGGCCAGCUACGAGGACAGGGAGGGGAACAAGUUCAGCUCGGUGCGUACCGUGGAGGUGCCCGCCAAGGUACUGCAGGAUGGCGCCGCCGAAUACUACCAGUCCAGCGGGGUGCAGAAGGCGGUGGCACUCGCCCGCUACACAGACAUCCUUCACGGCUGGCUGCUGGACCAGUGGGCUUCGGUGGACCCCGGCCAGCCCAUCGUGAUUCCGCAGUGCGACUGUACCUCCUUCCCCGCCUGGUACUGCCCCGUACCCGUGGACCUCUACUCCGCCCAGCCCACCGCUGACGGCUGCGCGCUGGAGCGCUGGCUGCUGCCCGACGCGUGCCUGCUGCCGCCGCCGCCCCCGCUCUGGCCCCCGCUGCUGGGGCGCUGGGAGCGGCAGAGCCAGCCGCUGGCGGUCAACGCGCAGGCGGCGGCGGCGCUGGGCGAGUUCCUGCCCUACUUUGAGGGGCAGGUGGAGGCUGUGGGGGACCCCUCCCUGGGGCAGGAGGUGGAGGUGCUGAAGAAGCUGGUCGCCGCCUGAGGGAAGCGAACAGACACCGAGGCCCUGCUGCUGCCGCCGCACCAGCAGCUGGUCCGCGCACGCAUGUACCUGUUUGAUUUUUUACAUGUACCGGUUUUGUUGCAUGAUUCUUCGCCCGAUCCCAUCGAUUCAUCCACACAACAUGGCAUCUGUUUGCUAAAGUUUUCCAGCCC
Molecule: messenger RNA, 989 nt
Organism: Chlorella variabilis
Lineage: Eukaryota; Viridiplantae; Chlorophyta; Trebouxiophyceae; Chlorellales; Chlorellaceae
Exons: 4
Coding region: 178-816 (212 amino acids)
Source: RefSeq, a predicted model, not a curated record